AUGAGCUUCACCUUUCACUCGGUUUUCUUCACCCUGAAGGUGAGCGUCCUGCUGGGGUCUCUGUUGGGGCUUUGCCUAGGCCUUGAGUUCAUGGGCCUCCCCAACCAGUGGGCUCGCUACCUUCGCUGGGACGCCAGCACACGCAGUGACCUGAGCUUCCAGUUCAAGACUAACGUCUCCACGGGGCUGCUCCUGUACUUGGAUGAUGGUGGAGUCUGUGACUUCCUCUGCCUCUCCCUGGUGGAUGGCCGUGUCCAGCUCCGCUUCAGCAUGGACUGUGCAGAAACUGCUCUGCUGUCUAACAAACAAGUGAAUGACAGCAGCUGGCACUUCCUCAUGGUGAGCCGUGACCGCCUGCGCACUGUGCUCGUGCUUGACGGCGAGGGCCAGUCUGGGCAGCUGCAGCCCCAGAGGCCCUACAUGGAUGUGGUCAGUGACUUGUUCCUUGGUGGAGUCCCUGCAGACAUACGAUCUUCUGCCCUGACCCUCGACGGAGUACAGGCUAUGCCCGGCUUCAAAGGAUUUAUCCUGGAUCUCAAGUAUGGCAACUCAGAGCCUCGGCUUCUGGGGAGCCAGGGCGUCCAGUUGGAUGCCGAGGGACCCUGUGGUGAGCAUCCCUGUGAGAAUGGUGGAAUCUGCUUUCUCCUGGAUGGCCACCCCACCUGUGACUGUUCGACCACUGGCUAUGGUGGCAAGCUCUGCUCAGAAGAGAACCACCCACUGGAAGGUCCAAUGCAUUUGACUGCUAACCAGAAGGCUCGUGAGGAGAAUGUGGCCACUUUCCGGGGCUCAGAGUACCUGUGCUAUGACCUGUCUCAAAACCCAAUCCAGAGCAGCAGUGAUGAGAUCACCCUGUCCUUUAAGACCUGGCAGCGUAACGGGCUCAUCCUGCACACGGGCAAGUCUGCUGACUAUGUCAACCUGGCUCUGAAGGAUGGCGCGGUCUCCUUGGUCAUUAAUCUGGGGUCUGGGGCCUUUGAGGCCAUUGUGGAGCCCGUGAAUGGCAAGUUCAACGACAACGCCUGGCAUGAUGUCAAAGUGACACGCAACCUCCGGCAGCACUCAGGCAUUGGACACGCUAUGGUAACAAUCUCUGUGGAUGGCAUUCUUACCACGACGGGCUACACGCAGGAGGACUACACCAUGUUAGGCUCAGAUGACUUCUUCUACGUGGGAGGAAGCCCAAGCACCGCUGACCUGCCAGGCUCACCCGUCAGCAACAACUUCAUGGGCUGUCUUAAAGAGGUUGUUUAUAAGAAUAAUGACAUCCGUCUGGAGCUUUCUCGCCUGGCUCGGAUUGGGGACACCAAGAUGAAAAUCUAUGGUGAGGUUGUAUUCAAAUGUGAGAAUGUGGCCACAUUGGAUCCCAUCAACUUUGAGACCCCAGAGGCUUACAUCAGUUUGCCCAAGUGGAACACCAAGCGCAUGGGCUCCAUCUCCUUUGACUUCCGCACCACUGAGCCCAACGGCCUGAUCCUCUUCACUCAUGGCAAGCCCCAAGAGAGGAAGGAUGCUCGGAGCCAGAAGAACACAAAAGUGGACUUCUUUGCCGUGGAGCUCCUUGAUGGCAACCUUUACCUGCUGCUUGACAUGGGCUCGGGCACCAUCAAAGUGAAAGCCACUCAGAAGAAAGCCAAUGAUGGGGAAUGGUACCAUGUGGACAUCCAGCGAGAUGGCAGAUCAGGUACCAUAUCAGUGAACAGCAGGAGGACUCCGUUCACUGCCAGUGGGGAGAGUGAGAUACUGGACCUGGAGGGAGACAUGUAUCUAGGGGGCCUACCUGAAAACCGUGCUGGUCUCAUUCUCCCUACGGAGCUCUGGACUGCCAUGCUCAACUAUGGCUACGUGGGCUGCAUCCGUGAUCUGUUCAUCGAUGGCCGUAGCAAGAACAUCCGGCAGCUGGCAGAGAUGCAGAACGCUGCGGGCGUCAAGUCCUCCUGUUCCCGGAUGAAUGCCAAACAAUGUGACAGCUACCCCUGCAAAAAUAAUGCUGUGUGCAAGGACGGCUGGAACCGCUUCAUCUGUGACUGCACAGGCACUGGCUACUGGGGAAGAACCUGUGAGAGGGAGGCAUCCAUCUUGAGCUACGAUGGUAGUAUGUACAUGAAGAUCAUCAUGCCCAUGGUCAUGCACACAGAGGCAGAGGAUGUGUCUUUCCGCUUCAUGUCCCAGCGGGCUUAUGGGCUGCUGGUGGCUACUACUUCCAGGGACUCGGCAGACACCCUGCGUCUGGAGCUGGAUGGGGGGCGUGUCAAGCUCAUGGUUAACUUAGGCAAAGGACCUGAGACCCUGUAUGCGGGGCAGAAACUCAACGACAACGAAUGGCACACCGUUCGGGUGGUGCGGAGAGGGAAAAGCCUAAAGUUAACCGUGGAUGACGACGUAGCUGAGGGUACGAUGGUGGGUGACCAUACCCGCUUGGAGUUCCACAAUAUUGAAACUGGUAUCAUGACCGAGAAGCGUUAUAUCUCCGUUGUCCCCUCCAGUUUCAUUGGCCACCUGCAGAGCCUCAUGUUUAACGGUCUGCUCUACAUUGACCUGUGCAAAAAUGGCGACAUUGAUUACUGUGAGCUGAAGGCUCGUUUUGGACUGAGGAACAUCAUUGCUGACCCUGUCACCUUCAAGACCAAGAGCAGUUACCUGAGCCUGGCCACCCUCCAGGCCUACACCUCCAUGCACCUCUUCUUCCAGUUUAAGACCACCUCAGCUGAUGGCUUCAUUCUCUUCAAUAGUGGUGAUGGCAAUGACUUCAUUGCAGUUGAACUAGUCAAGGGGUACAUACACUAUGUCUUUGACCUUGGAAAUGGUCCCAAUGUGAUCAAAGGCAACAGUGAUCGCCCCCUGAAUGACAACCAAUGGCACAAUGUCGUCAUUACUCGGGACAACAGUAACACCCACAGUCUGAAAGUGGAUACCAAGGUGGUCACUCAGGUUAUCAAUGGUGCCAAAAACCUGGAUCUGAAAGGUGAUCUCUACAUGGCUGGCCUGGCCCAAGGCAUGUACAGCAAUCUCCCAAAACUUGUGGCCUCCAGGGAUGGCUUUCAGGGUUGUCUGGCAUCAGUGGACCUGAAUGGGCGUCUGCCAGACCUCAUCAAUGAUGCUCUCCAUCGGAGUGGACAGAUAGAGCGUGGCUGUGAAGGACCCAGUACCACCUGCCAGGAAGAUUCAUGUGCGAACCAGGGAGUCUGCAUGCAGCAGUGGGAAGGCUUCACCUGUGACUGUUCCAUGACUUCUUACUCUGGGAACCAGUGCAAUGAUCCUGGCGCUACGUACAUCUUUGGGAAAAGUGGAGGCCUCAUCCUCUACACCUGGCCGGCCAAUGACAGGCCCAGCACGCGCUCGGAUCGCCUUGCUGUGGGAUUCAGCACCACUGUGAAGGACGGCAUCUUGGUGCGCAUCGACAGUGCCCCAGGUCUUGGCGACUUCCUCCAGCUUCACAUAGAACAGGGGAAAAUUGGAGUUGUCUUCAAUAUUGGCACAGUUGACAUCUCAAUCAAAGAGGAGCGAACCCCAGUAAAUGAUGGUAAAUACCACGUGGUGCGCUUCACCAGGAAUGGCGGCAAUGCUACCCUCCAGGUGGACAACUGGCCAGUGAAUGAGCAUUAUCCCACAGGCCGGCAGUUAACCAUCUUCAACACUCAGGCGCAAAUAGCCAUCGGUGGAAAGGACAAAGGGCGUCUCUUCCAAGGCCAGCUUUCUGGGCUCUAUUAUGAUGGUUUGAAAGUACUGAACAUGGCGGCUGAGAACAACCCCAAUAUUAAAAUCAAUGGAAGUGUCCGGCUGGUGGGAGAAGUCCCAUCUAUCUUGGGAACAACACAGACAACCUCCAUGCCACCAGAAAUGUCUACCACUGUCAUGGAAACUACCACUACAAUGGCUACCACUACAACCCGCAAGAAUCGCUCCACAUCUCUUUGGAACUCCACCACUCAGCCAACAUCAGAUGACCUUGUUUCAUCUGCUGAAUGUUCUAGUGAUGAUGAAGACUUCGUUGAAUGUGAGCCGAGUACAGGAGGUGAAUUAGUUAUCCCUCUUCUUGUAGAAGACCCUUUAGCUACCCCUCCUAUUGCUACUCGUGCACCUUCCAUUACACUCCCCCCUACCUUUCGCCCCCUCCUCACCAUUAUUGAGACCACCAAAGAUUCCCUGUCCAUGGCCUCUGAGGCGGGGUUACCUUGCUUGUCGGACCAAGGCAGCGAUGGUUGUGAUGAUGAUGGCUUGGUGAUAUCUGGGUAUGGCUCAGGGGAAAUUGACUCUAACCUGCCCCCUACUGAUGAUGAAGAUUUUUACACCACCUUCUCCUUGGUAACAGAUAAGAGUCUUUCCACUUCAGUCUUCGAAGGUGGCUACAAAGCACAUGCGCCCAAGUGGGAAUCCAAGGACUUUAGACCUAACAAAGUCUCCGAAACUAGUAGGACUACUACCACAUCUUUGUCCCCUGAGCUGAUCCGCUCCACAGCUUCCUCCUCGUCUGGGAUGGUGCCCAAAUUGCCAGCUGGCAAAAUGAAUAACCGUGAUCUCAAACCCCAGCCUGAUAUAGUCUUGCUUCCGUUGCCCACUGCCUAUGAGCUAGACAGCACCAAACUGAAGAGCCCACUAAUUACUUCCCCCAUGUUCCGUAAUGUGCCCACAGCAAACCCCACGGAGCCGGGAAUCAGACGGGUUCCGGGGGCCUCAGAGGUGAUCCGGGAGUCGAGCAGUACAACAGGGAUGGUCGUCGGCAUUGUGGCUGCUGCCGCCCUCUGCAUCUUGAUCCUCCUGUAUGCCAUGUACAAGUACAGGAACAGGGACGAGGGGUCCUAUCAAGUGGACGAGACGCGGAACUACAUCAGCAACUCGGCCCAGAGCAACGGCACGCUCCUGAAGGAGAAGCAACAGAGCUCAAAGAGCGGCCACAAGAAACAGAAAAACAAGGACAAAGAGUAUUAUGUGUAAAGAUGAUAACACUACUAGUAAGUGAAUUUAAAAACAGAAUUAUUUAUAUAUAAAUAUAUAAAUACUUUGCAAAGGAGAUUUGACAGAUGUCCAAACUGUUGUAACUAUGAGAUGGGGUAUACCAUACCUGUGGUGGGGAAAAAAAAAAAAAAAGAAAAGAAAAAACAUUUUUAAAAGGACACACACAAAGAUGUGUCUAUCUCUCAAAUUCAGCCACGGCUGCUGUGUUUCAGUCAUCGUUCGGAGACAGAAAGUUCUUUCUGCCCUGCUGUACCAUAAAGCACAUAACUUAGCACUAUGGAGCGAGCACACGGCUCCACCCAUUACCGAACUUGGAAGCCUCCUUCUCUCCAGGACCUUUAUGACAAAAGGUAGAAGACUUCAUGGCUUACUUGUCCCUAACUCCAAGUGAGUCUGUUAUGAUGUUGUGAAGCUUGACUGUAAC
Molecule: messenger RNA, 5380 nt
Organism: Orycteropus afer afer
Lineage: Eukaryota; Metazoa; Chordata; Mammalia; Tubulidentata; Orycteropodidae
Source: RefSeq, a predicted model, not a curated record